Molecule: messenger RNA, 552 nt
Organism: Pelecanus crispus (Dalmatian pelican)
Lineage: Eukaryota; Metazoa; Chordata; Aves; Pelecaniformes; Pelecanidae
Source: RefSeq, a predicted model, not a curated record
AUGGGUGACCAUCCCACCAUCGGAGAAGUUGGCGUCUUGGCAAAGCAGUACCUUGAGCGAGGCCUUCUGGUGCCGGACCACGUCAUCACGCGCAUGAUGAUGACAGAGCUGGAGAAGCGGCGAGAGCAGCACUGGCUGCUUGAUGGUUUCCCUCGGACACUGGGGCAAGCUGAGGCGCUGGACAGAAUCUGCGAGCUGGACCUGGUGAUCAGCUUGAACAUACCCUUUGAGACGCUGAAGGAUCGCCUGAGUGCCCGCUGGGUCCACCCUGCCAGUGGGAGGGUGUACAACAUGGACUUCAACCCCCCCCAUGUCCGGGGCGUCGAUGACCUGACAGGUGAGCCGCUGGUCCAGCGUGAGGACGACAAACCUGAGGCUGUUGCUGCCAGGCUCAGAAAAUACAAAGAUGCUGCAAAGCCAGUAAUAGAGUUGUACAAGAGCAGGGGCAUCCUUCACUCCUUCUCGGGAACAGAGACCAACAAGAUCUGGCCGUACGUGUACACCCUGCUUUCCAGCAGGAUCCCACCCAUUCUCUCGGAUGAGGAGAACUAA